Molecule: messenger RNA, 327 nt
Organism: Penicillium odoratum
Lineage: Eukaryota; Fungi; Ascomycota; Eurotiomycetes; Eurotiales; Aspergillaceae
Exons: 3
Coding region: 1-327 (108 amino acids)
Source: RefSeq, a predicted model, not a curated record
AUGGUCCUUCGGCACUUCACGUCGCACCGAGACGUGGUCCAAGACGAGGCAGUCGACACGCCUCACGCCUAUCUAACUGCUGUCGGCUCCGAAACAGAGCAAAGUGAACCGAGGCCUGCCCCGCGACCCAGUCCACUACCUACCUCAAGCAUCACCGAUCCAAAGGCGCAUCAUGCAGGGUGUCACCCGGCUGGUAGAGGCUCUUCAGACAGCACCCGCACCACCACGAAGAGAUCGCAGCAAACUGAGCAAGGUACCUUCUCCAUCAGCCGAAACUCGAUUCUUCAGGUACAAUUUGCCUCAUCUACUAAAUCCAAGCACUUGUAG